Molecule: messenger RNA, 222 nt
Organism: Ilex paraguariensis (yerba mate)
Lineage: Eukaryota; Viridiplantae; Streptophyta; Magnoliopsida; Aquifoliales; Aquifoliaceae
Source: the annotation of a GenBank genome assembly
AUGAUGUGUUCUGUUAUUAUUGAGGAGAUCGAUGAUGAAAAUUUAAAUGGUUUAGAGGACAGUCAAGUAAUUGCUAUAUCUAGUACAGGAAAUAAUAAACAACCAUAUUUGCUGGAGUAUCAUGAGGUUGUUGCUACCCGGGUUGAUACAAAUGCAACAGUUGGGGGUGACAUAGAGAAGGAAAAAGCUGGGGUUGAAAGAGAUAAUGCAACAGUUUCAUGA